Benincasa hispida (wax gourd) is the source of this 999-nucleotide messenger RNA. The record is from RefSeq and is a predicted model, not a curated record. NCBI's taxonomy places the organism in Eukaryota, Viridiplantae, Streptophyta, Magnoliopsida, Cucurbitales, Cucurbitaceae.
AUGGAUCAGGAAGAAAGAAUGCCCGAGACUACAAGCCAUUCAGAAACCAGUAUGUCUAACGCGGGAAGGCCUGAGGUGUCGCUGAACGCACCAUUCCCUAGGCGUCUGAUGAAGAAGAAUGAUGAACAUCAAUUCAAGCGCUUUCUUGAGCUCCUAAAGCAGUUGCACAUCAAAAUUCCACUUAUUGAGGCUUUGGAGCAGAUACCAAUAUAUGUAAAAUUUUUAAAGGACAUUUUAACAAAGAAGAGAAGAGUCAGUGAGAAAGAAGUGACAUCACUAACGCAUGAAUGUAACGCGUUAGUAAGCAACAAUCUACCAAAGAAGCAGAAAGACCCUAGGAUCUUCACGGUUCCUUGUUCGAUAGGAGGAUUAGAUGUGGGUCAUGCGUUGUGCGAUCUAGGAGCUAGCAUUAAUCUCAUGCCACUUUCAAUUUUUAAGAAAUUUGGGAUGGGCGAAGCACAAUCUACUUCUGUCACCCUUCAGCUUGCUGACAGAACAAUUAAGUACCCAGAAGGGAAGAUUGAAGACGUUUUGGUAAAGGUUGACAAUCUCAUAUUCCCAACAGACUUUAUUAUCUUGGACUACGAAGCAGAUAGAGAGGUACCAAUUAUCCUUGGACGCCCCUUCUUAGCUACUAGGAAAGUUUUAAUUGACGUGCAUAAAGACAGUGAUGUUUGUCAACUAAACAAUAUUGAGUUGCCUAAAGAAGAGACUCAUGUUUGUGAGGUCCUCGCGUUGGAGGAGACCCUGAAGGAAUCAGAGCCGCCAAGUCUGAGUGAGCGGUGGACAAAACCAACGCGUCCAUCACUUGAAGAACCACCAGAAAUCGAGUUGAAACAGUUACCUAGACACUUGAAAUAUGCAUUCCUUGUAACCAACAACACUUUACCUAUAAUCAUUUCCACAAAUCUUACAGAGCCUAAUGAGAAAUCUCUCUUGCAGAUGCUGAAAAAGCAAAGUGUGCAAUACGUUGGACGCUUGCGGAUAUCCGUGGGAUAA